AUGAAUGAAAGUAAGGAAAACGAGAUACUGCGUCCUGUGUUUCCGAAAAAGGGCAACUUGUUGCUCAAUGCAUUGAACUACGUUAAAGAGGUUGAUAACUAUCAGAAACAAUUAAGUCAAUCGGGGACCAGUCAAGACCGGGCUACUGAAUUAAUAACAAGAAUAAAAGAUAAAAAGCAAUUACUUUACUUAUUAUCGAUAUUUCAUUAUGAAUUAUCUAAGAUUGGAAUCACCAAUAAGGACCCGGAUGAGUUUCGCAAUUCAAUACUAUGGAGGUAUAGAUUGAAUUGGUUGUUCAAGUAUAAUAAGAUUCAUAAUAUUUUUUGGGAAUCAUGCCAAUUAGAAAAUGUUAGUGAAAAUAAUCAUUCGUUAGGGUUUAAUCCAAUCAGCAUUGGUAUUUUAGAUCCACGCAACUUCUCCACAGAUACUUAUAAGCAAUUACAAAGUGGUAAGUUGGGAUCAGUUGACUUUAGUGAUGUUCAAGGAAUUACAUUUUCCAGACCCCCAUAUCAAAGGUAA
Hyphopichia burtonii NRRL Y-1933 is the source of this 519-nucleotide messenger RNA. RefSeq names its product Fgr39p (gene FGR39). The transcript has a single exon. The record is from RefSeq and is a predicted model, not a curated record. NCBI's taxonomy places the organism in Eukaryota, Fungi, Ascomycota, Pichiomycetes, Serinales, Debaryomycetaceae. The coding region runs from base 1 to 519 and encodes 172 amino acids.